This is a messenger RNA of Eurytemora carolleeae, 1153 nucleotides long. RefSeq names its product very-long-chain 3-oxoacyl-CoA reductase. The transcript is spliced from 11 exons. The record is from RefSeq and is a predicted model, not a curated record. NCBI's taxonomy places the organism in Eukaryota, Metazoa, Arthropoda, Copepoda, Calanoida, Temoridae. Gene Ontology annotation, cellular component: endoplasmic reticulum. Gene Ontology annotation, molecular function: oxidoreductase activity. The coding region runs from base 47 to 1036 and encodes 329 amino acids.
ACAAAAAUUCGCAAAAUUAAUUUUCCACUUGGAUUCACACGUGAAAAUGGAUUCUCUCAGUGAACUGACUUUGGCUAUUCAAAGUGCGAUAAGUUUAGUUCAGAACUGUCAGAAAUUGAUGAUCUUAUUCACGGUUAUCGGAGUUUUGUCAUGCAUUUAUUCAGCUAACCAUAUGUUUAAAUACUUGUCAAAGUUUGUUCGUUGUGCUGUGGAUGUGACUACACUAGGUGACUGGGCUGUUGUGACCGGCGCUACCCACGGAAUAGGGAAAGGAUUUGUAGAAGAGCUGGCGAGCAGAGGAAUGAAUAUAGUUCUAGUUAGUAGAAAUCAAAGCAAACUAGAGGAUUUAGCUGAGAAGCUUGAGCGAAGGUUCAAUAUCAGAACAAUAAUAAUUCCUGUAGAUUUUACUCAAGCUGACACAGUUCUAGAGAAGAUACAAUAUGGCAUAAUGGAUAUAAAAGGAGAUAUUGGUCUGCUGAUCAACAAUGUUGGGAUGGGAUAUGAACAUCCUGAAUAUUUUCUAGAUAUUGAAAACUGUGCUCAAGUCUCAAGGGAUAUGGUGAGUGUGAAUGUGUCUUCAGUUAUAAAUGUAACUCUAGCAGUUCUCCCCGGAAUGGUAGAAAGGAAACGAGGAGCUGUGAUAAAUCUUAGUUCUCUUUCUGCUCUACAGACCUCACCUCUAUUCUCCGUAUACUCAGCUUGUAAAGCUUUUGUUAGACAAUUCAGUCAGGAUUUAGAGAUCGAGUAUAGAAGUAAAGGAAUAAUUGUUCAAGCGUUAGCUCCAGGUUUUGUUGUUAGUAAUAUGUCAAAAGUUGAAGAACCAUCAUUCUUUGUAGCUACACCACAACAAUAUGUGAGAUCUGCUCUGGCAACACUAGGAAUAGAAUCCAUCUCAACAGGAUACUUCCCUCAUGAUCUGGUGUAUAUAGCAGUCAAUUUACUUGGCUGGGUUGGAUUACAGGGACAGCUAACACUGGCAGCACUAUCACAGAUACGGGAGGAGGCAUUGAUGAAGAAGCUCAAGAAAAAUAAAUAAGAAUUCAUUUUGAAAAUAGAGCAAUAACAAUAUUUAUUUUAAUUUGCUUACAAUACACAUAGCAAAAUAUUGGCAAAUAGAUCAAAAUUCUCAGUAAUAAAAAUAUUUUCUAUCUUG